UCAAUUAAAGUAAUUAGCAAUGGCAUCAACAGGGUCUUUGAGCUUUGGUAGUGCUCCUCUUAUACUCAGUGUUCAGGAGCUUGCCAAAGAGCCCAUGGCUGCAGUCCCUCAGCCCUUUCUCCUGAAUGAUCAGGAGCUUCCAGUUGACCUCCCAAAGAGCACUUCCGUGAUAACCAUCCCCACUAUUGACAUGAAACAUUUGACCAUGAGUGAAACCACAGAUUUUGAGCUAGAGAAGUUGCAUUCAACUUGCAAAGAAUGGGGCCUCUUUCAGUUGGUGAACCAUGGAGUCGACUCUUCACUUGUGGACAAACUAAGAUCUGAGAUUGAAGAAUUUUACAAGCUUCCCUUGGAAGAGAGGAUGAAAUACAAGAUGAGGCCAGGUGAUGUUGAAGGGUAUGGGUUGUCCCUGAUCAUAUCAGGAGAUCAAAAACUAGACUGGGGUGAUAGGUUUUACAUGAUAACCAACCCUAUCCAUAGAAGGAAGCCCCAUCUAUUGCCUGAGCUUCCUCCAUCACUGAGGGAUGCCUUGGAGCGUUACCUAUCAGAGCUGCAAAAACUUGCGAUGACACUUCUAGGGUUUAUGGCUAAAGCUUUGAAGUUGGACGAUGGAGAGAUGGAAGGGUUGGUUGAUGACGGGAUGCAAGCGGUGAGGAUGACUUACUAUCCUCCAUGCCCACAACCAGAUCUGGUUAUGGGCCUUACACCUCAUUCCGACGCCACCGUUAUCACCAUCCUUCUUCAAGUCAAUGGAGUGGAUGGUCUCCAAAUAAAGAAGGAUGGGUUUUGGAGGCCAGUGAACUUCCUCCCAGAUGCACUUGUCGUGAAUGUAGGAGACAUUCUAGAGAUGGUAAGCAAUGGGGUCUACACUAGCAUUGAGCACCGGGCAAUAGUAAAUUCAGCGAGAGAGAGGAUCUCCAUGGCCAUGUUCUUCAAUCCCAAAUUCUCUGCUGAGAUUGGACCCGCAGUUAGUCUGAUAAAUCCCCAAAACCCACCACUGUACAGACGAGUAGGGAUGGAGAAAUACUUCAAGGAUUUCUUCUCUCGUAAACUGGAUGGAAAAUCAUUCCUGGAGCAUAUGAAGAUCAAAAAUGGGGAAGGCAACAAUGCUUGAUGCCUUGCAAUAAGUACAAUAAGUACAAUAAGUACAAUAAGUAUUUGUAGUAUGCAUGUUUGUAGUAGUGUUCCUAUCUUACUAUAGCUAGUGAUAGCUUAAUAUAACAUCAGAACAUUUUUGCUAGAGUUAUCAAGUACCCUUGUUUGAUGGUAAAAAUCGAUGCAUGUGAUAUAAAUCAAAACAAAAAUAUCAAA
Molecule: messenger RNA, 1311 nt
Organism: Vitis vinifera (wine grape)
Lineage: Eukaryota; Viridiplantae; Streptophyta; Magnoliopsida; Vitales; Vitaceae
Product: protein SRG1
Exons: 4
Coding region: 20-1114 (364 amino acids)
Source: RefSeq, a predicted model, not a curated record